UGGAGCCGCCCAACACGGACAGGUCAAAUAUCUAUCGUCAACGUUUUUGCUGUGUUCUGGGACUUGCAAGUCGCCGCCGCCGCCAUGGGCCUGGAGCUCUACCUGGACCUGCUGUCCCAGCCCUGCCGCGCUGUGUACAUCUUCGCGAAGAAGAACGGCAUCCCCUUCCAGCUGCGCACCGUGGAGCUGCUCAAGGGCCAGCACCUCAGUGAUGCCUUUGUCCAGGUGAACCCCCUGAAGAAGGUACCAACCUUGAAGGAUGGGGACUUCAUCUUGACUGAGAGUGUGGCGAUCCUGCUCUAUCUGACACACAAGUACAAGGUCCCCGAGCACUGGUACCCUCAGGACCUGCAGACCCGCGCCCGUGUGGAUGAGUAUCUGGCAUGGCAGCACACAACUCUGCGGAGAAAUUGCCUACGGGCCCUGUGGCAUAAGGUGAUGCUCCCUAAUUUCCUGGGUGAGCAAGUAUCUCCCAAGACACUGGAAGACACAGUGGCUGAAUUGGAUGUGACCCUGCAGUUGCUCCAGGACAAAUUCCUCCAGAACAAGGACUUUAUUGUCGGACCCCACAUCUCCCUGGCUGAUCUGGUAGCCAUCACUGAACUCAUGCAUCCCGUGGGUGCUGGCUGCCAGGUCUUCCAAAGCCGACCUAAGCUGGCUGCAUGGCGCCAGCGAAUAGAGGCUGCAGUGGGAAAGGACCUCUUCCAGGAAGCUCAUGAGGUCAUCCUGAAGGUCAAGAACACUCCCCCUGCAGACCCCACUAUAAAGCAGAAGCUGAUGCCUGGAGUGCUAGCCAUGAUCCAGUGAGCUUGGAGCCCCCCCCGGGCCCCGGCACUAUGAACACGUUCACAAAGCACCUUCAUUUCCAGUGUGCUGUGGAAAGCAAGCCCAGAGAGCAAGAGUUACUUGCCCUGAUCCCACUGCCAAGGUUCCAUCACAGUCAUGAUAAGGACACAAACCCAGACCUUUAA
Molecule: messenger RNA, 971 nt
Organism: Urocitellus parryii (Arctic ground squirrel)
Lineage: Eukaryota; Metazoa; Chordata; Mammalia; Rodentia; Sciuridae
Product: glutathione S-transferase theta-1
Biological process (GO): glutathione metabolic process
Cellular component (GO): cytoplasm
Molecular function (GO): glutathione transferase activity
Source: RefSeq, a predicted model, not a curated record